AGCGGCGAGGCCCUGGGCACCGUUCCGGAGCACGAGCGGAUCUUGCAGGAGAUCGAGAGCACUGACACCGCCUGCGUGGGGCCCACUCUCCGACGGACUGCGGCAGAUGGUGGCCCGUACGGGGAGCCCCGGGACACUCUGGGGUAAGUGACGAAAAAAAAGCUGCCCGUCCAUAGAUAGGACGGGAGCAAAUCUGCUCGUCCCUAGGCAGAUAGGGCGAGAGGAAAAAUGGCCAUUUUAAGAAGAUGGAGAAGAUUGAUACAGUAUGUUUGUGUCUUGUUUUGUCUUGAAAUGUUGUAUUGUCUUUGUGAUGAAAAUAUGGAAGGGGUGAGAAGUAAAUUACUAAGGGAAGAAGGCACCCCACUGGAACCAAGAGUAGUUAGGGCAUAUGUUGAUAAAAGCCCAGGAACUCUAGUCAGAAAGAAAAAGAAAGUUCAGAAGAAGAAGGAUUAUCAGAAAAAAAGUUGCAGCAAAAGGCUAUUACUAAAUACUUUUCGUUACCGGAGGGUGCGUGAAGCGGAGAGGCGGCUGCCGAGUGUGCAAGCCGGUCACAGUGCAGCAAGGAUUUUCCAAGAGGCGGCGGCGACUGGCCCUUCCCCGCCUCCUGGCCGGGGAGCUGGCUCUUCCACUGCUGAGAGCCCAAAUCUAGACCUGACCUGGAGGCACAGUCUUGCAAGCUCUUGCUCCCUGUGCCCAGUAGCAGUUUGAGUCCGGGAUACUCCCCAGGGCCAUCUGGGGCUGCCCAGGCACUACAGCCAGCAGAAGACGCUACUGGUGUCCCUGAUGUUUGGUCAUUUUCAAUGCCAAUAACUAAGCUACAGUGGUUCUCCCACACCUGGAAGCUGAUGAGUAAUGAGCACUAUUAAUGCUUAUUUCAAAUACAAAAAAACCUUGAGAUAAUGUACUAAAUUGUUCAGAAGGUUGUUUUCUUAGUGGAAUGCUACAGGAUUUUCUUUAGCCAUCCGGAGUUCCUGCCUUCGUCCCAGUGCUGGUGAAAACAAAGGUGAAAAAAUUUCCAGUGUUGCUGAGAACCGGACAAGACUUUGGCUGAAAAACGGAUGAGACUUCAGAUCAAACUAGCUGCCUACAGAACUUACCUGGACUGUGAUUUACCUGGACUGUCAGUGUAUGAUGAUCAACCAAAUUCACACAAGAAGUUUAUGGAAAAGUUAGAUGCUUGUAUCCGAAAUCAUGACAAGGAAAUUGAAAAAAUGUGUAAUUUUCAUCAUCAGGGUUUUGUAGAUGCUAUUACAGAACUCCUUAAAGUAAGGACUGAUGCAGAAAAACUGAAGGUACAAGUUACUGAUACCAAUCGAAGAUUUCAAGAUGCUGGAAAAGAGGUGAUAGUCCAAACAGAAGAUAUUAUUCGAUGUAGAAUUCAGCAGAGGAAUAUUACAACUGUAGUAGAAAAAUUGCAGUUAUGCCUUCCAGUGCUGGAAAUGUAUAGUAAACUAAAAGAACAGAUGAGUGCAAAAAGGUAUUACUCUGCCCUAAAAACUAUGGAACAAUUAGAGAACGUGUACUUUCCCCGGGUUAAUCAAUACCGGUUUUGUCAGCUAAUGAUAGAAAAUCUUCCUACACUCCGUGAGGAUAUUAAAGAAAUUUCCAUGUCUGAUCUCAAAGACUUUUUGGAAAGCAUUCGAAAACAUUCUGACAAAAUAGGUGAAACAGCAAUGAAACAGGCACAACAGCAAAAAGCCUUCAGUAUUGCUCUGCAGAAGCAAAAUAAUGUGAAAUUUGGGAAGAAUAUGUAUAUAAAUCAUGAUAGAAUUAUAGAAGAAAAGCGUGAAAUUGUAUUGAGACAUAUACUUGAGGAAGAGGAUGAGAAUGAAGAGGAGGUCUUAACUGUUCAGGACCUUGUUGAUUUUUCCCCUGUUUACCGAUGUUUACACAUUUAUUCUGUUUUGGGUGAUGAAGAAACAUUUGAAAAUUACUACCGAAAACAAAGAAAGAAACAAGCAAGACUGGUAUUACAACCCCAAUCAAGUAUGCAUGAAACAGUUGAUGGCUAUAGAAGAUAUUUCACUCAAAUUGUAGGGUUCUUUGUUGUGGAAGAUCAUAUUUUACAUGUGACUCAAGGAUUAGUAACCAGGGCAUACACUGAUGAACUUUGGAACAUGGCCCUCUCAAAGAUAAUUGCUGUCCUUAGAGCUCAUUCAUCUUAUUGCACUGAUCCUGAUCUUGUUCUGGAGCUGAAGAAUCUCAUUGUAAUUUUUGCAGAUACUUUGCAGGGUUAUGGUUUUCCAGUGAACCGACUUUUUGACCUUUUAUUUGAAAUAAGAGAUCAAUACAAUGAAACACUGCUUAAGAAAUGGGCUGGAGUUUUCAGGGAUAUUUUUGAAGAAGAUAAUUAUAGCCCCAUCCCUAUUGUCAGUGAAGAAGAAUAUAAAAUAGUCACCAGCAAGUUUCCCUUUCAAGAUUCAGACCUUGAGAAGCAAUCUUUCCCAAAAAAAUUCCCCAUGUCUCAGUCAGUGCCUCAUAUAUACAUUCAAGUUAAAGAAUUUAUUUAUGCCAGCCUUAAAUUUUCAGAAUCGCUGCACCGGAGUUCAACAGAAAUAGAUGAUAUGCUUAGAAAAUCAACAAAUCUGCUGCUGACCAGAACUUUGAGUAGCUGUUUACUGAACCUUAUUAGAAAGCCUCAUAUAGGUUUGACAGAGCUAGUGCAAAUCAUCAUAAACACAACACACCUGGAACAAGCUUGUAAAUACCUUGAGGACUUUAUAACUAACAUUACAAAUAUUUCUCAAGAAACUGUUCAUACCACAAGACUUUAUGGACUUUCUACUUUUAAGGAUGCUCGACAUGCUGCAGAAGGAGAAAUAUAUACCAAACUCAAUCAAAAAAUUGAUGAAUUUGUUCAGCUUGCUGAUUAUGACUGGACAAUGUCUGAACCAGAUGGAAGAGCUAGUGGUUAUUUAAUGGAUCUUAUUAAUUUUUUGAGAAGUAUCUUUCAAGUGUUUACUCAUCUGCCUACCAACAAUGAUUAUGCAGCCAUGUCGGGGAAAGUCGCCCAGACAGCUUGCAUGUCAGCCUGCCAGCAUCUGUCAACAUCCUUGAUGCAGAUGCUGCUGGAUAGUGAGUUAAAACAGAUAAGCAUGGGAGCUGUUCAGCAAUUUAACUUAGAUGUCAUACAGUGUGAAUUGUUUGCCAGCUCUGAGCCUGUGCCAGGAUUCCAGGGGGAUACCUUACAACUAGCAUUUAUUGACCUCAGACAACUCCUUGACCUGUUUAUGGUUUGGGAUUGGUCUACUUACCUAGCUGAUUAUGGACAGCCGGCUUCAAAGUACCUUCGGGUGAAUCCAAACACAGCCCUUACUCUUUUGGAGAAGAUGAAGGAUACUAGCAAAAAGAACAAUAUAUUUGCCCAAUUCAGGAAGAAUGAUCGUGACAAACAGAAGUUGAUAGAGACAGUCGUGAAACAGCUAAGAAAUUUGGUGAAUGGUAUGUCCCAGCACACAUAGAUUUCACAUUGUUUAUACUCAGUGACACUAAUCUGUGACUGAGCAUUGAUCUCUAACAAGCACAGGUCGUGAUGUAAUAAUUUGUUUACAAAAUUCAAAAAUACAAUAGAGAAAAUACACUGAUGAGGGCUUAAAUAAGAAAUAGUAAUAACAUUUGUAUGGAUUUUUAAAAAUUGAAUACUAUUUUAUAUAUGAAAAAUGUGAAACUAAUUUUUUCAAUUUUAAGGGGAAAAGGUAAAACUAUAAUAUAUAAAUUGUCAAAAAUUGUAUAUAAAACUGAUUGCAAAUACAUUAGAAAAGCAUAUGCCUCUACUUAAAAGUAUUUUUUCUCCCCUUAUUUAAACUUGCGACCUGUUUUUUUCUUCAGUUUAUGGUUUUGGAAUGCAAUCAUGUCUAAUGUGGGAAUAUUUCACUGUCAUUUUAUGACAGUCUUAUUUUCAUCUUGAUGUGCUUUAAGUAGACUAAGCUUUUAAUUCUGCUGAUUCUGAGGGGAAAAUACACAUAUCUUUAAAGCGUCCUGAAAUCAAACUUAAUAAAGAGUGUAAAUUAUGUUCUACUUGGGUGCUUUAAUUGAAUCCUUUUGAAUAUGAAGAAAAGAUUUUGGAUUUUCUAAAGAUUUAGUGUUGUUUUUGUUCAUCAGAGUUAAUAUUUCUAUUUGCUUGUAGUUGAUAUCAUUCUAGAUUUGGUUUGGUUUGGUUUAAAUUAAAAGAUAGAACAGUUAACUGGGGCUAACCACUUCAGGUGCAGCUUGAACUAGGGUAGAUAUGUUCUUCCUACACAUAGAAAUGACCACAGGGGUCAGAUUACUUUCUUUAAAUAGCAGAUCUCAGUACUGUAUCCUCACUGUGGAAGCAGACCAAAUCAACUAAACUCUAAAAAACAUAAAACAACUGUACAUUUUCCUUUGUAUAAAGUCACUGAUAUCCAAAUAGUAAUGUAAAUCCAAUCCUUAUUUUUCUCUUGGUUGUAUUUAUGCUGAAUACUCUCUUUGCAUUUUUGGUAUUUAUACCUGUUAGAAACUAUCCCUGACUGUAAAAUAAGUGUCAAGAACUAUAUUUACAUCUUGAUUUUGUGGUGAAGUAUUAAAAAGGUUGAACAAAUCAUUGAAAA
This is a messenger RNA of Marmota monax (woodchuck), 4571 nucleotides long. It is a transcript of the gene Exoc6, whose product is annotated as exocyst complex component 6. Bases 1059 to 3461 code for a protein of 800 amino acids. Gene Ontology annotation, cellular component: membrane; exocyst. Gene Ontology annotation, biological process: exocytosis; Golgi to plasma membrane transport; intracellular protein transport. The transcript is spliced from 24 exons. NCBI's taxonomy places the organism in Eukaryota, Metazoa, Chordata, Mammalia, Rodentia, Sciuridae. The record is from RefSeq and is a predicted model, not a curated record.